AUUUCUUUGGCUCACAAUUACUUCGUACUCAAAAGUAAGAAAAUAAAAGAAGUAAAUGUUACUUCUUUCAAUAGGUCUGUUAGAGUAUGGGCAAAGCGUGUGCUUUUAUCAGCAGCAAUUUACUGAUAAUUGACCUACAAGAUAUCUGCGAGAUUUACUGUGCCCUUACCUGCUGCAACAGUGGUGAUGAAAUACUGAAUACAGGACUGACAAUGCAUUUUGCUAAGGCACAUCCAUGGCUAUCAUCAUCAUGACCAGUUGUUAGAUUUCAUGCCAUAUUCAGGCACAAUUGACAUAUAUAAACUUGAUUUCAGUAGACAUACACCCAUCUUAGGAAAUCUAGCUUUUAUACAACAGUUAAAAGCCUUUUUUUUUAGGAAUUGCUUCAAAGGAAUUUGUGCAUUAUGUUGGUAGACUUGUGUGAUCAUAGAGCGCAGUCAAGGAUUAAGACAGACAGAGUGUCAUUUGACGGGUAUGAGGUACAAAAUCUUGUAUCCAGUAACACAGAGGAGAAGAGGAAGGGAUUCUUGUCUGACCAUUUCAUCAAACCACCAGUAAAUGUAACUGUCCAGUUCCCUUGCAAUGUUUCUAUUUAUAGAAUUGUCAUUGAUCCAGUGAUUGGUCAACAAAAGUCAUGUGAUUUAAAGAUAUUCACUGCAUCUGAGAAAAUGACAGACUCCUGGCUGUACAACAAUGUUACUGAUAAAAAAGUUCAUACAGAUGGGAUCGUGUUUAAUUAUGUUGGAAGUGUGACUCAAGUUGACCCAGCUGUUGUUUGUUUCAUAAAUAAUCAGUUUAAAGAAAGAAAUUUAUGGAGGAUUGAAAAUAUUCCUGAUGUAAAAACUUAUCCAUGUAUAGCACAGCUAAAUACUAGGAAACCAGGGGGACUGUUUAAUGUUAGCCAUGUUACUGUAUGUCUUAAUCGUAGUAAAGGUGGUAAAUCUGUUGCAUUAAAAAGACUCGAGAUUUGGGGAAUUCCCUCAGUGAAAGUACCCUACCCAGUACAGAAUACACUGAGAAAUGUGUUUAUUGCAGCAACUAGAAAGACAGAAGACUUACAAAAAACUGUACCUCAGGAUGCUGGUUUGUCAUCCAAAUUAAUUGUUGAUAACUCAUCAAAUAAUGCGAACAGAAUUUUGAUAGAUGGAGUAUCAGUGCCAGAUGAUUUCAUUGAUCAAAUUACAUUUGAAAUUAUGACGGUUCCUGUCAUGUUACCAUGUGGCAGAAACGUUGAUCAAUCAACUCUUGAACGCUACGUGAACACAGAAGCAUCGUGGGGUCGACCUCCAAGUGAUCCAUUUACUGCGGUUAUCUUCAGUCCAGGCUCGGGUCCUGUCACUAAUACAUCACUCAAAGCAAGAAUCGAUCAGUUUGUUUUGAAACAUUCACUGAACGUUCCUCAGACUUUAGGAUAUUCAGAUGUUCAUAAAGCUAAGAAACACACAAUAGUUUCAAGCAAGCUAGUGUCCAGUCAACCAAUAUUUGAAAGCAUGUGUAAAUAUUCAGUUCCUAAAUUGUCAGAAUGUACAGCUAGUCAAAAUAUAACACAUAGAUCAGAACUAGACCAGGAGAUCAGAGUGCGUAAAGAUCAGACAAGAUUUCCUAAUGAAAUUGAAACCGGUGUAAGUCCUGAUACCUCUCUUCCUGGGAGUCUUAAAAGAAGACAUUCUGAUAGGAAAUUACUUCAAUCUAGGUCAAAAGACAAGCUCAGUGCAGGGGAAGACCGGUUGUGUAUUGAUUUAACUAGUGAUGUAGAAAUGACUAAAAUUACUCCAACAAAAAAGCAAAAGGUGAAAAGUACUGACCAUAAUAGCAACCUUUCACGUAGUCUUGAUAGUGCCUUAUUAUCUGCUCUGGGAAGUCUUCCAUCAUUUACAAAGAAAUCUUCCCAACAGUCGUCAGUUGAUACCAGUGACAGAGUUCUUUCAUGCUCUAAAUGUAGGUCUGAUCUUACAAAAUCUGAUGUGAUAAAGUACAAGAUAACAUGUGGUCACUUUAUUUGCAGAUCCUGCUUGGUUCUGGAAGCUACUUGUUUUUCAUGCAAUAUUUGUUACAGUCAGUGUCAGUCAAGUCAGACUGUGAGAAUGUUUUAGAUCUGAAUUCAAGGUUAUUGGCUCAGUUUGGGACCAGCCUUUGAACUACAAUGUUCAGCUGAUUGGGUGCUUCAGAGCACAAUCUGAGAAUUGACCAGUGGAUGCAAUCCUAGAUUUCCAAAUGCAGGGUCCAGAGUUAUUACUGAGUUAGGAGUCCAGUCUGAAACAAUAACAUUUGAAUUUUGAUUGGCUGAACAGAGCACAAAUUUGAAAUCGACCAAUGACAAUGCUGCAUUCUUAGGUUGGUCUCGAAACUCAGUUUAAAUAACCUUGAACCCAGUUCUGUAAUUUAAAGGCCUGACACAUUAUUCACAUAGAACUAUUAAAUAAUAUAUAAUUGUUUUGUACAUGUUGUAGAGCUCAUUGUUGUCACUGAGAUUUUUGUAAUGAAAAAGGCACAUCCUAAAGUUUCCAUCGCUCAUCUUUGCUCGCAUAGGGUUUUUCCAUUCAAUUUGUAAUUUAGGAAGCAGUAACUUGCUAUGGCUUAGAACAGUCAGGGAUGUAACUGUUUUAAGUUAUGUAACCUAUUUCAGGUACUUUUUCAAGCAUUUUAUAACCUGUAUUAGUUAUAAAAUAUAGUUAACUCAGGUAAGUUAUUCAAAAAAAGUAUUUUUGCUGUUCUCACAAAGUGACCUUUAAAGUGAAAUUAGUAGUAAACAGUGGUUAAUCAAAUUCUCUUUUUAGUGGUAUCAUGACCUGAUAAGCAUAAUGGGAUGUUAAGAGAUUUAUAGCUUUAAAACUUCUGCGUAAAACUUUAUCAGCCUUGCAUAAAAAAUUUUACUGCAUAGCUGGAAAGAUAAAAGGUCAAGGAUUCAGGAAAUAUUUGCAUUAGUCUCAUUCAAAAUGAGGAAUUGGCACAGGAGGGGUUUGUAGUAUUUUAUGAUAACUGAAACAAGUUAUGAAAGUAUAAGCAAUAACUCAAAUGGGUUAUAAACUACGAUAACUUGAAACAGUUACACCUCUGACUGUAGAACAGUUGAGGCAGCUGUUUAAAGGAAAAAUGGCUGAUGAAAAACUAAGUGUAUCAAAGUAAAAAAGAAUCAUUAACAGUAUGUUUAAUUUUCUGUCCAUGUCAAAGAUAUUUGAGACAUGUCUAUCUCACCCUGAGGUGCUAUUUGCUUCAGUUUGAGAGAGACUUCUGAAAUAUAUAGAAAGAUGCCCAUUAAGGGAGACAACAAGAUUUUGACAUAUGCAGAAAUUUGCACCGCAAGGUGUUGAACUUUUUGUCUCAUUUGAUAGAUGUUGUUGUCAGCUAGUUACACAGAUGAAUAGUCAGAGCUAUUUUACUCAUUCUGGUGUUGGCGUCGGCGUUAUAGCUAUCAUUUAAAGGCAUAUAGCAACGAAACUUAUUUUUUUCUUUUUUCUAGGUCAGUAACCAACCUCACUUGGUCAAGUACCUUAACUCUGACAUGUAUUUGGCCAAAUUAUGCCCCCUUUGGACAUAGAAAAUCCUGGUUAAAGUUUUGCAUGCAAGUUACUAUCUCCAAAACUUAUGCAGAUAUUGAAUUGAAACUUCACAUGUGUCUUCUGGGUUAUAAAACUAGGUGAUAGCAUCAAGUCCCAAAACUCGGAUAUGCAUUUUGGCCAAAUAAUGCCCCCUUUUGGACUUAGAAAAUCCUGGUUAAAGUUUCACAUGCAAGUUACUAUCUCAAAAACUAAUGCAAAUUCCUGGUAUUGAAUUUGAAACUUUUCAAGUUUCUUUGGGUUUAUAAAACUAGGUGAUAGCAGUGGUUGGGAAAGAAAUUUUGCAAUGUGAAAAAUCCCCUCUUAGCCCUGAAAUUAAUGGGGAAUUUUCAAAUUCAAUGGAGCUUUUUAAUUUCAAUAAAAAAUAUCAACAAAAAGGUGCAUAAUCUGAUGCAUCCAAAACGCGUACUCUUCCUACCUCUAGAUUCAUUUUCAACAUUUCAACUUACCGUAAUUUUCUAUAAAGAAAUAGAGGAAUGAAAAUGUAAUGCAAUGCAGAUCUUUUUUAUUUACUGAAUUACAUUCGAAAUCUAAUUCAUUCCGUUGCUACUGUUACGAUAAAUAAAAUGUCAAACAUAAAAACUUCGGCGACGUCAGCCAUUUUUGUUACCGGUUGGAAGUUGUCCUGAUAGUGGUCUUUUUCACCAUGCUUUGCGCUAUUCAUUUCAAAUGCAAAUCAAACAAAAACUGCUCGUGACUAAUACUUAUAGAUAUACUUUUCUAAUAUGGAUGGCAACGAAUAUUCGUUC
Molecule: messenger RNA, 4306 nt
Organism: Mercenaria mercenaria
Lineage: Eukaryota; Metazoa; Mollusca; Bivalvia; Venerida; Veneridae
Product: RING finger protein 37-like
Exons: 2
Coding region: 405-2093 (562 amino acids)
Biological process (GO): protein polyubiquitination
Cellular component (GO): nucleus
Molecular function (GO): ubiquitin-ubiquitin ligase activity; ubiquitin protein ligase binding
Source: RefSeq, a predicted model, not a curated record